CGAUUAUCCGAGCGAACAAAAACCGUACUACUUUCAACUCUGACGAAUUUAUAUUACAUCGGGUGUUUAGUCGAAUUAAUGUCGUAUUUUACAUUUUUCUAUUGUGUAAAAUAAAUCAUUGAGCGCGUAGUUUUUAUAGUGUGUAAGGAAUAAGUUAGCCGCUUAAAUGCCUUGAUAAAACGGUAUUUAAAAAUGAACAAAAUGUCGAAGAAUAAAUUAAAUCUGACCCUCCCACCGGGGUCUAUAGACACAGCUCCUGCUAUAACACCAUCUAAUAUGACUCCUCAACUUAAAUCCGCAACAGCAUCAUCAGAGCGGCAGGGAUUAGCAGGCAAGUCGAAAACAAGCAUUGAAGCUCUAACUGAGAGGUUAGAGCAAAUUGAAAUGGAUGACACACAACGACGCAGGAUAGAGGUCUUCCUCUGUCAGAAAGAGAAGAUUGGAGAACUGAGUGACGAUGACUUUGAAAAGUUAGGAGAAUUAGGUCAAGGAAAUGGUGGGGUUGUUAUGAAAGUUCGUCACAAGUCCACUGGUCUCAUAAUGGCGAGGAAACUAAUACAUUUGGAAGUAAAGCCAGCAAUAAAGAAACAGAUAAUUAGAGAGCUAAAGGUGCUUCACGAGUGUAAUUUUGCUCAUAUAGUGGGAUUUUAUGGGGCUUUUUACAGUGACGGCGAAAUAUCAAUCUGUAUGGAGUACAUGGACGGAGGAUCAUUGGAUUUGAUAUUGAAAAAGGCUGGAAGAAUUCCUGAGUCAAUUUUAGGAACAAUAACGUCUGCAGUCCUUAAAGGGUUAAGCUAUUUGCGCGAUAAGCACGCCAUCAUGCAUCGUGAUGUGAAACCGUCCAACAUACUCGUGAAUAGUAAUGGAGAAAUAAAGAUUUGUGACUUUGGUGUCUCCGGACAGCUAAUCGACUCCAUGGCUAAUUCGUUUGUUGGUACUAGGAGUUAUAUGUCGCCCGAACGUCUCCAAGGCACACACUACUCGGUUCAGUCAGACAUCUGGUCGCUCGGACUGUCUUUGGUGGAGAUGGCGAUUGGAAUGUAUCCUAUACCACCUCCCGACUCUAAGACCCUGGCUGCCAUGUUUGGUGGACAGAAUGAGGAUCAUUCGCCUGGUCAAGCUCCGAAUUCACCACGCCCGAUGGCAAUAUUCGAACUACUCGACUAUAUAGUUAACGAACCGCCACCCGAAUUGCCUCCGGGACUCUUCUCGGACGUGUUUAAGGACUUCGUGGAUCGCUGCCUUAAGAAGAACCCGGAUGAAAGAGCCGAUCUUAAGACGCUUAUGAACCACGAGUGGAUCCGUCAGGCAGACGCGGAGAAGGCUGACAUAGCAGGCUGGGUGUGCAAGACCAUGGACCUCAUGCCCUCAACGCCCAACUCCAAUGUGUCUCCUUUUUCUUCAUAAGCUGCAAGAAGUGCAUACUUUCAUCAGCGAAAAAGGGUCAAAACAUUUCCCAAGACAGAGCAGGCGAGACAAUCAGUGAGGACGCUGGCGCAGAGGAAUAGCGCGAGACCACGUGACCGGAACAGUAUGUCAACUCUAGCCAUUACCCACCUUACCCGACACCGUAGAGACGUGACUUCACCGAAUCGAGAUGAUGAUUUCUUAUAUGUGUUAUUCCUUCAAUUCGUACAACUUCGACUUUGGUAGGGUUAUCUUGAAGAUGUCAAGGCAACUCCGUCAAAGAUCGACAUUGUAUUAUGUAUUUGUAUGAUGAAAAUUUUGUGUGAAAAGUUGAAUAUGUGUUUUUAAAUCGUGUUAUUGUAUUUCAAAGUACAGUUGUAUGUAAUAUGACGAAAUAAUUUAUGUAUAGUUUUGAUAAAGUAUUCGUAUAUAUAUUUGUUCACGUCUCUAUUAUCGUAAUUCCUAUAGAAAAUCAAUAAUUAUCCUUCGGAAAAAUUGCGAUUAAACUAUAAAAGUGAAAAUACAGUUUUAGCUGUUGGCUAAUUAAGGUGUUUUGUAGUUUAAAUAACACAGGGUUCGAUUUUUAAUCUGUAGACACAUUGGCGCAUCAACGUUUCCUUAUCAUAUACGAGUUAUAUGAUAUAACGAAAUAUCAUUGCGAUGUGUGUGACAGUGUCUGAGAUAGGUGUGACAAAACAUAGUGCAUUCGGGAAUGAACUAAUCGAGGGGUUUUGAAAACUACUAAUCGAUUAAUGGUCAAGUAGAGUUGAUUUCACUAGUCGCAAGUCGAAAAAAAAUGUUAGUAGUGUUUUGACAUAUUUUUCUUUGCUGAAAGUGCGUAAUUCAUGUCAGCUGAUACUUGUUGUUUAAAUAGUUAAAAGAUGCCAUCCGCAUCGGAGCGUUGGAAUACUCAAAUGGCUGCGUUCACGCCCAGGCAUGGGAGCGUUCCAAGACUCGACUAAAAA
Molecule: messenger RNA, 2372 nt
Organism: Nymphalis io (European peacock)
Lineage: Eukaryota; Metazoa; Arthropoda; Insecta; Lepidoptera; Nymphalidae
Gene: Dsor1
Product: dual specificity mitogen-activated protein kinase kinase dSOR1
Exons: 8
Coding region: 193-1407 (404 amino acids)
Biological process (GO): protein phosphorylation
Molecular function (GO): protein kinase activity; ATP binding
Source: RefSeq, a predicted model, not a curated record